GACGUCACGUGGUUACUGUAGCUGCCUGCCUCCAUGCUGGGGUUGAUGUAACAGGCGUGUGGAUUGAUCAUUGUACCGGUGUUUGAGUUUCAUUGAUCGGAUAAACGGCAAUCAGACGGAUCUGUCAGCAGAUAUGUCGUACUGCAAACAGGAAGGUAAAGAUCGCGUCAUAUUUGUCACCAAAGAGGACCAUGAAGCACCCAGUAACGCUGAGCUAAUCGAAGAUGACCCUAAUGAUCCGUAUGAAGAUCACGGCCUUAUUCUACCUAAUGGUGACAUAAACUGGAACUGCCCGUGUCUGGGCGGUAUGGCCAGUGGCCCUUGUGGACAGCAGUUCAAGGAAGCCUUUUCUUGUUUCCACUAUAGCAAAGAGGAGGUGAAGGGGUCCGAUUGUGUGGAAAACUUCCGGAGUAUGCAGGAGUGUAUGCAGAAAUACCCCGAGCUCUACCCCCAGGAAGACGACAAUGACAGCGCCCCCUCUGGUGGGGCUGAUACUAUACCCAGCGAAUCCACUUCCACUGACUCUCUCCCUACAUCCUCUCCUGAUUCCGCACCAGCAGCCACAGAAAACCCAGCAGCUAGCUAAUAUUAUCCUGGCUACAUUCCCACCGCACCUCACAGCAGAGACAGCUCCACUUUCGUGUAUGCAGAGAUCAUAUCUAAAUCCGCCCCUGGAUAACUACGAUGCUCUCCACCUGACUGCAUGAUGCAUAGAGAUGGGGGAAGCCCUUAAACUUCAGGUUUUUUGAUUAAAAUAUUCAAAUGACAUUAACAUGCACUUGAGGGACCUAUAAAUAAUGAGUUUUGGGGAUCUGUAUGGUGAGUAUGGCCCCCUAUGAAUCAUCCAGCUUUGUAUUUUCUGGUUAUUAUUUGCUCCAAAACCAAAGCUUAGCUAGUUUGACUUCUGUACUACUACAGAUCAAAGGUCGUUUGGCGGUUGUACUUUGACGACUGUGCAGUUUUGGGAUGAAAAAAAUAACGAGUCUAUAUACAUUUCCUGUGCUGAUUUUUGGUGUAGAACACGAUUAAACAAUUUUAUGAUGAAGAAA
Messenger RNA from Rhinichthys klamathensis goyatoka, 1049 nucleotides. It is a transcript of the gene chchd4a, whose product is annotated as coiled-coil-helix-coiled-coil-helix domain containing 4a. Gene Ontology annotation, cellular component: mitochondrial intermembrane space. The record is from RefSeq and is a predicted model, not a curated record. Gene Ontology annotation, molecular function: protein-disulfide reductase activity. Lineage: Eukaryota; Metazoa; Chordata; Actinopteri; Cypriniformes; Leuciscidae. Gene Ontology annotation, biological process: protein import into mitochondrial intermembrane space. Bases 134 to 586 code for a protein of 150 amino acids. The transcript has 3 exons.